AUGGCCCCCCAUCUCUAUUGUGUUUGCCCUGCAGCACUGCAUAUCUCAACGGCGGUCCGCACGGCAUAUCUGAACGGCGGUCCGGUGUGCUGCGUGUGGUUCUGGUGGAUCACUGCCUUCUUCGCCCACCUGCUCGCCCUCUCCUUUGCAGAAAUCGCCUCCUCCUUCCCUACAGCUGGCUCGCUCUAUUUCUGGGCGGCUGCUCUUGCUGGCCCAAAGUACGGGCCAUUUGCCGCAUGGAUCACUGGCUGGUUGGAGUUCGUGGGAGUGUCAGUAGGAGUGGGUGGAGUGGCGUUUGGGGGCAUCCAGCAGAUCAUGUCACUCGUGCUUCUUGCCACAGGCGGCGGCGCCAACGGUGGCGGAUACAACUUCCCCGACUACCUGAAGUUUCUAUCCUGCGGUGCCAACGGGGGCGGAUACAUCUUCCCAGACUACCUGCAGUUCCUGGCGUGCGGUGCCAACGGGGGAGGAUACAUCUUCCCAGACUACCUGCAGUUCCUAGCCUGUGUGGCGCUCAUCCUCGUGUGUGCUGCCAUCAACGUUCUUCCCAUUAAGCGCGUGGGGCAAGUGCUGGCCGUUGGGACAGUGCUGCAGGCAGACAUGCAGUUCCUGGCGUGUGUGGCGCUCAUCCUCGUGUGUGCAGCCAUCAAUGUUCUUCCCAUUAAGCGCGUGGGGCAAGUGCUGGCCGUUGGGACAGUGCUGCAGUGGCACUGGUGUUUAUUUAUAGUCACUCGCUCUGCUGGCACAUUCACACUCAUCAUCCUCUUCUGCCCUCACCUCAUCUCCCUGUUUCUUCCCGCUUCCCCCCCUUUGUUCCACCAGAUUCUAGUGGCACUGGUGUUUAUGAUCACACUCCCUGCUGCCGCAUUCACACGUACGCUCGUCUUCCACCUCUGUCUCUUUCCCUGUUCCUGCUUUGUCCUCCCUCCCCCUUACUUACUCCACCCAGAUUCUGGUGGCAUUCGUGUUCAUAAUCACGCUCCCUGCCGUCGCAGAGACCCAUCAGCCAGCCUCGUGGGUGUUCGGGCACUUUGA
This is a messenger RNA of Closterium sp. Naga37s-1, 1035 nucleotides long. Lineage: Eukaryota; Viridiplantae; Streptophyta; Zygnematophyceae; Desmidiales; Closteriaceae. The record is from the annotation of a GenBank genome assembly.